CAAUCAUAAAAAGAGCAUAACUUUCAUUAACAACAACAACGACAACAAAUAAAGGAGUAGAGAAGGAAACCAACAACAACUACACACAAAUAACAAAGAGUAGAGAAAAGUAAAGUGUGCUUUUGCAAACAAUCAACAAACAUUUGCAAGGAGUAAAGAAAGACCUGUAGUCGCAUUCAACUUUCAAAAAGGAUUAAAUCUAAUUUAAAACAUCUUUAAACAUUUAAAGAAAUCUUCGGUGCAAAUAAGCUCAUCACACACCUCCUUCUACAACAAUUCUUCGCUAUAUUUUUGGAUUAGCUGUGUUUGAAACUUCAUGUGAAAUUUCUUUCUUUUCUUUAUUUAAAUAAGAGUUUCAAACACAAAUCAAAAUUUUUUGGAUAAAAUAUCACCUAAAAGCCUGAAAUACAAAACUACCACAAGAAUAAAUCAACUAAUUUUUGGAAAUAUAUUUUUGCUGCUAAAUCUCUAAUUUAUCCUACUUAUAUGCACCUUAUACACCAACUAAAAUUUAUUGGAUUUUUCUACAAUUAAAAAAAUUUCACCCCAAAAACCAACAUCUGAAGUAAAAAAAAGGAAAAGGAAGAAGGAUACGAAAAACAAAAAAAGGAACAUCAAAUAAACGUAAUAAUUUUAUACCUCAACUCUUAAACGCUAAGAUCACUAAAUUGUAAAUUUGUACUUAAGUGUUUAAAUUUUAAGGUUUACACUGAGAAAAUACAUAAAUAAGGAAUCUAGUAAUUUAUAUUUUAAAUAUAAGUUGUAUAGAAAAAAUUUAGCUUCAAGCAACUUCAAGAAUAACAAAAAAAAAAAAAGAAAGUAAUAGAUUAAAUUCUAAAAAACAACCACCCGGAACAAUAAAAGAAAUUUAAGAAGAAAAAAAAAAACAAAAAUUAUAUAAAAUUAAAGUCAUUUGCUUUCUAGCAAAGAGUCACUAGAUUUUAAGUUCUAAAAAAACGCACUUACACAACACCCUCAAUUCACACACACACCCUCAAUUCACACAAACAACCUUCAAGAUGACUAUGAGUACAAAUAAUUGCGAAAGUAUGACCUCAUACUUUACCAACUCCUAUAUGGGUGCAGACAUGCACCAUGGUCACUAUCCGGGUAAUGGUGUUACCGAUCUCGAUGCCCAACAAAUGCAUCACUACAAUCAGACACCAAAUCAUCAAGGCAAUAUGCCUUAUCCACGUUUCCCGCCUUACGAUCGUAUGCCCUACUACAAUGGCCAGGGCAUGGACCAGCAUGGUGUCUACUCGCGACCCGACAGCCCUUCGAGUCAGGUGGGCGGUAUGCCGCCUUCGCAGGCGAAUGGUGGUCAAAUGGUCGGACAACAACAGCAACAACAACAAGCUCAACCUCAACAGCAACAACCAUUAACUGAUGCCCUUCAGCAACAUCAUCCGCAAGUGACGCAACAGGUGACAACGCAUCAACAUCUGCAGCAACAACAGCAACCUGUCGUUUAUGCCAGUUGUAAACUGCAAGCGGCUGUCGGCGGUUUGGGUAUGGUGCCUGAGGGCGGUUCACCUCCCCUGGUCGAUCAAAUGGUGGGGGCACAUCAAAUGAAUCCACAAAUGACAAUGCCACAUCAUAUGCAACAUACACAAGCUCAGUUGGGUUACAAUGAUGUCGGAGUACCCGAUGUUACGGAGGUCCAUCAAAAUCAUCACAACAUGGGCAUGUAUGGUCAACAACAAACCGGAGUACCACCUGUUGGUGGUGUACCACCGCAAGGCAUGGGCAUGCAUCAAGGUCAGGGACCACCACAAAUGCAUCAAGGACAUCCUGGUCAACAUACACCACCAUCACAAAAUCCAAAUUCGCAACCAUCAGGGAUGCCUUCGCCUCUGUAUCCCUGGAUGCGAAGUCAAUUUGAACGCAAACGUGGCCGUCAAACUUAUACUCGCUAUCAAACCUUGGAACUGGAGAAGGAGUUUCAUUUCAAUCGCUAUUUAACCCGCAGAAGACGCAUAGAAAUUGCUCAUGCUCUGUGCUUGACCGAGCGACAAAUAAAAAUCUGGUUCCAAAACAGACGCAUGAAAUGGAAAAAGGAAAACAAAACCAAGGGCGAACCCGGUUCAGGAGGCGAAGGUGAUGAAAUUACACCGCCAAAUAGUCCACAAUAAAACUGCUUACAACAACAACCACAGACAUUAUAAUAAAAUAAUACAAAAAAGGAAAAUACUAAAAAAAAUUGAAAAUAUUAU
Molecule: messenger RNA, 2213 nt
Organism: Calliphora vicina (urban bluebottle blowfly)
Lineage: Eukaryota; Metazoa; Arthropoda; Insecta; Diptera; Calliphoridae
Gene: Antp
Product: Antennapedia
Exons: 8
Coding region: 1020-2132 (370 amino acids)
Biological process (GO): anterior/posterior pattern specification; negative regulation of transcription by RNA polymerase II
Cellular component (GO): nucleus
Molecular function (GO): DNA-binding transcription factor activity, RNA polymerase II-specific; RNA polymerase II cis-regulatory region sequence-specific DNA binding
Source: RefSeq, a predicted model, not a curated record